AUUAUCGUUAUUAUUGCCAGUGUAGUUGUUCUGGCCGUGGACAGUGAUCGAAACAUGUUUGCAGCCAGUGCACUGCGUGGACUGCGUUUUUUUCAAAUUCUUCGCAUGAUCCGUAUGGAUCGGCGAGGUGGAUCGUUCAAGUUGCUCGCCUCAGUGGUUUGGGCGCAUCGACAAGAACUAUUCACCACCGUCUAUAUCGGAUUUUUAGGAUUAAUCUUCAGCUCAUUUCUCAUUUAUCUGGUUGAAAAAAAGGAAAACGAGAAAAUCAAAACAUAUGCGGACGCCUUAUGGUGGGGAGUGAUCACACUUUGUACCGUCGGCUAUGGAGAUACUGUCCCCUUGUCUGGGCUAGGCAAAAUUAUUGCCGGUUGUUCAUGUCUCGCCAUUAUUUCAUUUUUCGCAUUACCACCGGUGAGCUACAACAAAUAUGCCAAGUAA
Echinostoma caproni is the source of this 438-nucleotide messenger RNA. The record is from the annotation of a GenBank genome assembly. NCBI's taxonomy places the organism in Eukaryota, Metazoa, Platyhelminthes, Trematoda, Plagiorchiida, Echinostomatidae.